ACUGACACUUGAAAACAAAACAAAACAAAAAUAUCAGCAAAAUUUACAAGAAAGAUAAGAAACAACGAAAAAAAUGGAUGAAACUCCAAUUAAUUUGGAAAAUAUUUUGGAACAAGCUCCAAAAUGGACAUUUGCUGGUGAUUUUACACUUCUACAAUGGAUGAAUCAAAUAUCACAGGAUUUGGAAACUAGAGCCACAAGAACUACAGAGGCUCUGACUAAACUCAACAAUAAUAUUAGAUCAACAAAUAUAGCUUUGGAUAAUGUGGCCAAUAGUUUGACCACUUUGCAGUUUGGUAAUCAGUUUGUUGAAUGUCGUGUGCAAGAUGAUGAUGAAACAUUGGCAAAUGAAGCCACUGGCAAUGAUAGUGUUAAUUCAAUUGAACAUACUCCAACAUCCAAAGAAAUACUUAACAAAUUUCUGGAUAAUAAUCUUAAAGUCCUUAGAAAUUGUCACGAAAAGUAUUCAAUAGAUCUUGAUGAUUCUGAUGAGGAUGAAGAGGAAAAAUCUAAAGAAAAAACUUGCAUUUAUCAACCUAUUAAUCCCUAUAAUGAAAAACCUCUACCUUUCAUAUUUGGCUCCAAAGAUUGGCAUGCAAAAUGGCAUGUGGGUCUAUAUGAAAAUCAACAAGAAAACAACUAUUCUGGUGAUGAAAUAUCCGAAGCAUUUUCUGAAUCAUCUUCAACUUCACACUUGGAUGAUAAUGAAUCAUUUGAAUCGAAUACCGAAUGGGCAUCAAGUAAUUCCAUAGAUAAUGACAAUUUAAAUACAAAUAUUGAGGUUAAAAAUGCCACCACAUUACGAGGAUCACAGCCCCUACAUCCAGGAACACCAAGUAUACCCAUCAAUGUGGCCAGAAAUACAGCAACAAUUAGUGAAUCGUCUUCUCUAUCUACACCAUCAUCUUCUUUGGCUAAAAAACCUCUGAGAACCACAAAACAAACGGAUAAUUUAACACAAAGAUCAGAGAGUAAAACUUCAUUAAACUCUAAGAUAUCUUCUAAGGAAUCAAUUAAAGUUGCAUCUCAUAAUAAAGAAACACCUCCUAUGCAAUAUAGACAACAACCUCAACCAUUUGUAGAUUUAUUUGCUGAACCACCAGAAGAUCUAGAAUCUUCAACAACAUCUUCAUCGGUGUCCUCAGCUCAAAAUAUUAUAAGACCUGCAGAUAAUAAACCUUCUUUGAAUACAGAAAGACCGCCUGUUUUCGCAACCCAACCUCCUCCUCCCUUUGUGGAUCUUUUUGCUGAGCCACCAGAAGAUAUACCCUCAUCUACUGCUUCUUCCUCAAUAUCUUCUGGUCGUAAUAUUAAGCGUAAAACAGUUAAUCUCUUCGAUGAUGAUGAAGACGAUUUAGCUAAAGAUGAUUUAUUAACAGCUUUAACUAAAAAAGAGGAAUUGGUUGCCACUAAAAAUGAAGAAAAGAAAACUUUAACGCCUGCUAAGGCCACCAUUAUAGAGAAACCGAUAACGAAAACUCCCAAAACUCUCUUCGAAGACAGUGAUGAUGACGAUGAUGAUGAUUUCUUAAAGGCUUUUACACAAAAAACUACCUCUAAAGCAGCCACUAAAAACACUUUAACUAAGACUUUAUUAUUUGACAAUGACUUCCUAGAACCUUCUUUAGAAACUAACUCAAGUAGAAAUUUGAUUACGCAUACUCAGGAAAAUACUGCAAAACCUAAAGUACGAGAUAUAUUUAAUGAUCCCGAAGAUAAUGAAAAUGAUUUAUUCGUUAAGGAAACAAAAGAUGAGUCCAAACUUUUAACACAAAAGCCAAAAAUCACGGAUGAUGCUAACUCUGAGAAGCCUGUUGUUAAAACUGAAAAUGCUAAGAAAUCUGUUAACUUAUUUAAUGAUUCUAUAUUAGAGCAACCAGUUGCUGAAAAUAAAAAGUUAUCUGUUAAUCUAUUUGAUGAUUUUGAGGAUGAACCUAAAUCGGACAAUUUGUCUAUUAAUAAAAAACCAAAGAAAAUAAAUCUAUUCGAUGAUUUAGAAGACGAGGACGGAGAUGAUUUAUUUUCUAAUAAAACAAAACAAAUCAGUAUUAAGAAUAUUCCCAGAGAAAGUAGUUUAAAGGAAAAUCAAAUAAAAUCCUUAGAAGAGACCAACAAACAAGUUGAUAGACAAACAAUUGUUGAGAAAAUAAACGAAAAUAUUCCUGCUAAAAGCAGUUUGAAGGACAAUGAAGCAAAAACCUUAGUAGAGACAAACAAACAAAUAGAAACAGAAGUAAUAGUUAAUAAAUCUGCCAUAACUGUAGAAGAGAACAAUGAGAUAAAGAAAACUGUUAGUGAAGAUCCUGCUAUUGAACGAAAUACCAGCAAAAAGGAAUCAAUUCUUAGAAAAACAGAAGAGAAGGAACAUGUUCCAGUUGUAAACGAUAAUAAAGUUUUAGACAAUAAAGAAAACAAAACAUCAGAUCAAUCCAAACUUUUUAACAAUGAUGAAAAUCUAAUUGCUAAAGAUACUAAAAUAGCUACAGAAACCUCGAUAGAAUCAUCAAACGUAGAGACCAAGAAAACUCCCUUAGAUCAUAAAGAACUUAAUAAUAAUGAUAGCAAAUCAAUGAUACCCGAAAAAACUGUCCCAAUAGCAGCAAAUGCAAGCCAAACAUCGAAUACCUCCAAUAAAUAUGACUUUAAUUCAGUUUUAUUAUUCGAUGAACCUCCAGAAGAUGAUAAUGCUUUCUUCGAGACGCUUACAAAAACUCCACAGGCACUUAAUAAUAAUUAUAAUGCCAUAGAUUUGGAACAUGAUUUAUAUGAACCUGAUUUACCUAAAGUACCUGUGACUAGUGCCAGUAAUAAUCAAACUGAUUCUGCGGAAACUAGACCGAAUAACUUAUAUACUGGUUUACAGCUGUUUAGCGAUAUACCUCCAGAUGAUGAUGAAGAUCACGGUGCUGCUAGUGAUACCUCUAAUCAUCCAACUGAUGUUAAUUCUACUAAACGUUUACAUAGUGUGUUCUAUGACGAUUUCAGUGAGACUUUAAUGGCUUUAAAUCAAAAUCAAGUUGUAAAAGAUAUACCCGCACAUUCUAUAUUUAGUGAAGAACCACCGCCCAUUAAUGAGGAAUUAAAAUCUACAAUUAGUAAAGAUACAAUAGAUCAUAAAGUACCUGAUGUUAAGAAAGUAGAGUUGGAAAAAGAUGUUAAACUCAAGGGCUGGGAAAUAGCUGCUAAACUUGAAGAAGCUUUAACAAAACCUGACAAUAAAAAUGACACUGCAGCAGCAGCUAAACGUCCAGUUUCUAAAUUACAAAUGCCUCAUAUAAAUAUUAAUGUGCAAGCUCUCUUACCAGGCGCUAAUAAUACUUUACGAAAAACCAAAGAUGAGGCAACAAAGUCAGUUGUAAUAGAACAAAGUAAUAAUGAGGUAAAAACUAAAGUUCCCACAGCACAAGCAAAGGAAAAGGAAGUUAGCAGCUUAACAAAGCCAACAGCAGAGGUAAUUAGAACAGCUGAAACUGAACAUAUUUUACCCAGUGUUACUAAAAAUCGUGUUAGAGGUCCAGCUGCCCGAAGACCCUCCACACGCAGGGCCAGACAAGAAAAUUAUCGCAAGAGUAUGCUCGAAGAAACAGCAACUUUAGAAAGUGAUGAAGAAAAUAAGAAAUUACAAAGUAAAAAGCAGGAAAUAAACAAUCCCAUAACCUCGCCAAAGGAUGUACAAUCACAAAUUAAUAAAGAAAUUCAAAAGCAAACUAAAGAAAAUAUAAAGGAGGAAAUUCCCAAAACCACAAACCCCUUAACAUCUAGUUUGUUUGAGGAUAAACCACCAGAACAAAGUAAUAUUUCUAAUAUAAGCAAAAGUUUAAGUUUGGAAAACAAAAGUAAAACUGAAAACUUAAAACAGGAAAGAACAAAAUCUUUAGAAACAUCUUCAUCAAAACAAAAUAUGCCAAACUUAACAACAGCACCAACAGUUAAUAAAAAUAUUGGAAAAGACAAAACAGAUAUCUUUGAACCAAAGGAAAGUGUUAAGGAAGAAAUUAAACAAAAACCAGCUCCAACAAAGGCAUCAUUACUUUUUGCUGAUGAGGAAGAAGAGAACGAUGAUGAUGAUCUAUUUAAACAUAUCAUAAAUUCAAAAACAACUGCAACAACAACUAAAACUGAGACAAAAUUACAUAAAAAUGAUAAUAUUGUUGCAAAUCUUUUUGCUAAUAAUCCUAGUAUGCAAGUCACAAAAGAGCAACCAAAACCAUCGACUUCAAAUGCCGCACUAAAUGCACAUGUUGAUGCUAACACUAUAACUACAACGAAACCUGACAACAAACACCCACAACCUAUAAAAGAUAAUGACAAUUUAUUUAAUAAAUCUCAAGCCAAUACAGCAACAUUAUCCAAUCAAUUAAAACCGAAAACUGAGAUUACAAAGAAACCAUCAUUUUUCGACGACGAAGAAGAUGAUGAUGAUGCCGAUUUAUUUAAGACUAAUAUACCAACCAAACAAACCAUCAAGAAUUCCAACACCUUAGAGGAUAGAAAUAGAAUAGCGAAAUCUAAAUUCAAAUCAUUUUUAGACAGUGAAAGUGAUGAAGAACCUAUUGUAGCUGGUCUACAAACAACGGCAACAACAACAUCAUCACAUACUAAUACGACAUCGACUAACAAAAUCCCAAAUGUUACCAUUCUAUCAACAAUAGAUUCAAAUGUUAAAUUAUUUUCCGAUUCCGAUACGGAUAGUGAUGAUUUGUUUGGCAAAUUGUCAUCAGCUAAAACUUCAAAUAAUAAGACAACUACAGAGACUAUGUCAAAAAGCCAAAAACCUCAAAUCAAAGCUCAAACAAAAUCUUCAUUAUUUAGUGAUGACAGUGAUGCUGAUGAUUUUCCCAUCUCCUCUAAGAAUGUUGCUAAAAUUACGUCAUCGAAGAGUUCGUUAAAAGAGAUUAAACCAAAAGUUCCUGUUCAAACAAAUACCAGCCUUUUUAGCGAUGUAGACAGCGAUGAAGAUGAUUUGUUUGGCAGUUCAGCGGCAAAAGUAGCAACUACCAUUGCAACAAAUAUACCCAAAGCAACAACAACAAAUAUACCCAAUAUAAAAGCACCAGCAACAACAAAACCCAUUGCUUCUACGGCCGAAGUAACUAAACCCAAAACUAUAGCAGACAAUCCCUUAGCUGAUUUAUUAUAAAUUCUAAAUUAAUUUAUACUAAUUUUAAACUUUAUAUUAUUAUUAUUAUUAUUGUAAUGUUUAAUUGAACAAACCACAAAUUGUUAUUUACUAUUUAAUGUUUUAAAUGAAAUGAACAAAACGAAGAAAAAAAGUGCAUUGAAAUUCGUAUAACGAAUUAAGUUUAUUUUAAAAUAAUUAUUACGAGUAUUUACAUAAACAGUUUUCUUUAGAUAAACUUAAAUUUAAUUUAAAUAAAAUAAUCGUUGUAUUAAAUGAAUUUAAACA
This is a messenger RNA of Lucilia sericata (common green bottle fly), 5407 nucleotides long. RefSeq names its product WASH complex subunit 2 (gene FAM21). The coding region runs from base 74 to 5140 and encodes 1688 amino acids. NCBI's taxonomy places the organism in Eukaryota, Metazoa, Arthropoda, Insecta, Diptera, Calliphoridae. The record is from RefSeq and is a predicted model, not a curated record. The transcript has 5 exons.